This is a messenger RNA of Alternaria burnsii, 2583 nucleotides long. Its product is annotated as cytochrome p450. Bases 1 to 2583 code for a protein of 860 amino acids. Lineage: Eukaryota; Fungi; Ascomycota; Dothideomycetes; Pleosporales; Pleosporaceae. The transcript is spliced from 5 exons. The record is from RefSeq and is a predicted model, not a curated record. Gene Ontology annotation, molecular function: heme binding; oxidoreductase activity, acting on paired donors, with incorporation or reduction of molecular oxygen; monooxygenase activity.
AUGAAGUUCAACCUUGCAAAUUGUCUUGUCCUCCCGGCUCUUGAAGCAACCGCCGCAUACAUUCUGCUUGCCAAUACUUUCCCAGACACGUCUUUGAAGAAAUACUGGCUCACGCUCACCAUUCUCCAUAACAGUAUCCUCAUCUUACACAAAUGGUUCAUAUACCCUUUCUUCCUCAGUCCUCUAUGCAAUUUACCGCAGCCCAGAGGCUUUAUACCACUCUUUGGCCAUGGACGAUUUCUCUUAAAAAAACACCAGCCGAGCCGAGACUGGCAAGUUCGCACGAUGAGAACGGUACCGAACGAUGGUAUUAUUCUCAGACGAGGAUUCCUGCAUACUACCAAACUCCUUCUGACGACGCCGGCGGCGCUAGCAGAUGUCCUAGUGUAUAAGUGCUAUGAUUUCGAAAAGCCGCGCGUUGGGGCUAAUUUUAUCAAGAGAUUCCUGGGGGAAGGAUUGUUGAUGAGUGAAGGAGAGGAGCAUGUGUGGCAGCGCAAAAGCAUCAUUCCUGCAUUCCGUUUCCGACAUAUCAAGGAGUUAUAUCCGGUGUUUUGGGGGAAAUCAAUGGAGUUCUGCGCCGUGGUAAAGAGAGACCUUGGUGCGCAACCAGAUAGUGUCUUGGACGUCUGUUACUAUGCCACACGGGUUACGCUGGAUAUCAUUGGUAUUGCCGGAAUGGGCAGAGAUUUGGGGUCUCUGUAUAAUAAGGACGACGAGCUGGCAAAGAACUACCAGGAGAUCCUUGAGCCGACACCCGAGAAGGUACUGUACUAUCUUACCAACGUAAUUUUACCACCAUGGCUGGUGAGAAAGCUACCGUGGAGGUUGCAUGAGAGGGUAACGGUUACGACUAGGAACUUGCGGAGGAUUUGUUCGGAGUUUUUGGUAGAAAGGAAGAUGAAGAUCAGAUGCGAGAAGGCCGAGGGUCGAGAAAGUCGCGAUAUCUUGUCCAUCAUGAUUCGCGGUAACGACCAGACGGACAAGAACCUCGUGGACCAACUUCUUACCUUUGUCGCAGCAGGUCACGAAACCACAUCCUCUGCACUGACAUGGACUUCCUACCUGCUUGCCCAACACCCUGCCAUUCAAGCUCGGCUCCGCUCCGAAAUCCUUAAGUAUAUUCCCGAUCCAGGCGUUCUGUCAAGCCCUGACUUCAAUGUCGCCAGGCUUCUAGAGAGUAUGCCGUAUCUCAACUGUGUUUGCAACGAAGUUCUUCGACUUUUUCCCCCGGUACCUCUCACAUCGCGCGUCGCUGUCAGGGACACGACAGUCUGCGGCCAUUUCAUACCCAGUGGCACCAUGUUCUGGAUUGUUCCGUGGGCAAUUAAUCGAAAUCCGAAGCUUUGGGGACCAGACGCUGAAGACUUCAUACCAGAGCGCUGGAUGGAUACGACGACUGGUCGCGCGACGAUGAACGGUGGAGCGGAGAGCAACUACAGCUUCUUAACAUUUCUGCAUGGCCCGAGGGGCUGUAUUGGAGAGAGGUUUGCGCGGGCCGAGAUGAGGUCGCUUGUUGCGACAUUCGUGGGUAACUUCGAGAUGGAGCUGGCAGAUCCUAACGAGGAGAUUGUCAUGGGUGGCACGCUGACCAGUAAACCGAGGAACGUUAUGGAGUGUCCUUGCCUGGGCAAGGGAAAGUUGCAAUUCCACGAUUGCAAAGACUUGAACAAAGACAGGGUGGACAGAAAGACAGACGUCGAGUUCCACGGGCCUGUACCGGACGUCACCGAACAAUGCCACCAAUUAGCAGAGUUUCUUAAGGAUAUAAGAGACCGUGUAAGCGCCGAAGAUGGGGACCGCAUUACUGACAUCCUGGACGAGAUCGAUGAGGACUUGUCAGAAAACAGGCUCACCCCGACUCCAACACCAUCGCAUCUUGACGUGGACGAUAGGCGUGGCUCACAAGAAAGCGGAGAACUCAGUGGUACUGAAUACUUCGAGCAUCAUGAGGCCGAAGCCCUGGACUUCCUGGAUGAAGAUUUGCAUAGCAAAGACGAGGCCCGAUCAACGGGAUUCGUUGGAAAGAGUUCAGAGGUACAAUGGUUGCGUGCAGUGGUCCUAGCCCAGCACGAAAGAACGGAUACAGAGUGGCCUGGAUCCGAGUCUCAAUGCCGCCCUUCGAUUGCUCCAGGUAGCGAGCAGAUAAGUUCGUUUAGCUUCUGGGCUGACUGUGACGAUGUGAGUGUCAAUUUCUACGUGGACCCAUACGAACUGCCCCAACCCGACUUUGCUGAGCAUUUGAUACGAUGCUAUAUGCUCAGGGUGCACGACUCCUUCCCAAUUCUGCCACGAAACUUCGAGGAACAAACUCGCAUGUAUUUCACGGCUUUGCGUGCGGGGAAUGCCCCACAUCUCAACCUCAAGUGGCAGGCCAUCUUGAAUCUUGUCUUCGCCGUUGGUGCAAAUUAUUCGUACCUUUACAAUAAGGACUGGCCGACAGGAGACGCCAAUGUGUUCCAAGCCAGGGCACGGGCGUUUGGUUUGAACGAAGCUUCUCUGACUACUCAUGCUGAUGUGCCGCGAAUCCAAGGCUUGGGUCUUCUCGCGUUUUACUGGCUAAGUAUCGGACAAGUUAGUCGGUGA